Molecule: messenger RNA, 2111 nt
Organism: Stegostoma tigrinum
Lineage: Eukaryota; Metazoa; Chordata; Chondrichthyes; Orectolobiformes; Stegostomatidae
Product: palmitoyltransferase ZDHHC5-B-like
Exons: 9
Coding region: 105-908 (267 amino acids)
Biological process (GO): protein targeting to membrane; peptidyl-L-cysteine S-palmitoylation
Cellular component (GO): endoplasmic reticulum; Golgi apparatus
Molecular function (GO): protein-cysteine S-palmitoyltransferase activity
Source: RefSeq, a predicted model, not a curated record
CGUAUUUUAACUGUCAGGGAUAUCUAACACAUGGGUGUUCUUUCUAAAGUUAGAGCCAGACUUUCCAGGAAUGGAAUUAGAGAAUACUACCACAUCUAGAGGACAUGGGCAUGGUUGUGCUUUCUUGGCUGUUAAAGUUUCCUUGGUAUUCCCAAUCACUACCGGAAUCUUGUUCAUACUGUGCUUUACAAGUUUCGUUAUCACCAGCUUCAUGGAUCCGGGAAUUCUACAACAAGGAUUUUGAUCACCAUUGCAAAUGGGUGAAUAACUGUAUUGGGAGAAGGAAUUAUCGCUUUUUUUUCCUCUUUGUCUUCUUUCUUGUCGUUUACAUGCUGACUAUUUUGGGAUCCUGCAUCACGUAUCUUAUUCUCAACCACCACGAGCCAAUGACAGCAGAGAAGGGCACCACUUAUGCUGUAAUCGUUCCAAUUGCAUUUUUCUUCUUUCCAGUGCUUUUCCUGUUUGGAGCUCAUAUUGAACUCAUUGUGCUGGGAGAAACGAUGUCUGAAGAGUACAAUGACGAGGAGGAUACAAAAAAUCCCUUCACACAUGGCUGGAAAAAGAACUUUUUCAACAUGCUUUGUGGACGCAUUGUGCCAAGGUACCUUGGAUCACUUGACAAACUGGAAACAAAACAGCCAUCAAGAAAGAGAGAUGCGCAACAGGCUGACAUAGAAGCUGAAAAUCGAAUUACAAGUAAAAAGACCAUGAGAAAGGAAACAAAGGUGGCACGAGGCUGGAGGCCUUUCAGGAAGGAAGCCUGCUUCACAGGGCCAAGGCCUACAAAAACAGAUGUACAGAAGGUCGAUCCCAGUACAGUCUUGAAGAGCAGCAAUUGGACUUUGAAGAUGAAGGAAAACAAGUUAACACCAGCCAUCAGUUACAUCCUUAACGAGAGUCGUGUUUAAAUAAGCCAUGUUUAGCAAACCUCCAAUCCUACCUUUUUAAACUUAUUUGCUGAGUCCAUUUUAUUACUCAGAAUACAGGGCUAUAAGCCAACUACAAGACAAUUCUUUCAUCAAGUAUUUAUCCUGAAAUAAUCAUCCCGUUGUUUAUUUUAGUCCUGAUUUUUAUACUGCUUCAAUAGUUUGUCUUUUGAUCAAUUCUCAAACUUACAGUUCUUUUCUGACAAUACAGCAAAUGAAGUACUUUCUCCCAUGCCUCUUUUAAGUCUACUUAGUCAAUUAUUACUCCCUAAGCAUGAGUCCCAAUUUUUUCAACUGUGUCAGCCACUGGAAGGUGAGAGAUGACAUUCAUUUCUCCUGCCAUUACCUUGCAGUUUGAGUUUUAUUAAAACUGUACCAAGUCAUGACUACAGAGCUAACAGCAGGAUAUGUCACUUUUGUCUUGUAUCAUUUUAUGAUCUGUAUGAUCUAUGAUAUCGCCCUUUUGAGAAUCACGGAGACAAACUCACGUCAUACUAGUCACUCUACCAGUCUGCUGUUUUCAGUACAGUUUGUUGCACAGAUAUACAAAUCUUCAUAUUAAUAUAGCCAUGUGCAAAGUGUAUAAUACUGAUGUCACAAGUUAACAUAAUGGUCUUUUCCAGAAACAUUCUCCAAGGUCAGCAGCUGUCACCUUGAGCUACUAAAAUAUUUUACUUUCCAAAGAGCAUCCCAGCUAGUUAGUAGAAGUCAAACUCUUCUCCAAAAUAUGUGAAGUUCUAAUUCAUAUAGCAGAAACACUUUCAGCUGUUCAUACAGAUUAGUUUGACAGCUUAAGUGGCUUCAAAGUAGAGGGAUUUUGUUCAUCUUGAUAUUGCUCAUCCCUCAUAAAAUAAAAAAACACUAUAGCAAUUUUCAUUUAAUGGUAAAGGUACUUUAAAAAAUGUAAAAUGCAAAACCAGGUGUCCAACUUGAAAAUGGACCUAUUACUAUGUAAGAAUUAUGUGAAUAAUUGCAAGUUAUAAAUGGUAAAAGACACAAAGCUUACAUUCACAUCCCCUCAGCAUACUCAUUUGGCCACAUUUGGUCUUUUUAAAAAUUCCAGACAUUUUCUCUAGGUAUCCAAAAUGCUUUCUUUAUGUAAAGUGUGUAUAAUUGAGUCUAUGUAAAGCUUUUCAGUAAGACGUGUUGUUCCAGCUCUGAACAUUUGCUAAGAAUUAUGAUAUA